Xenopus laevis (African clawed frog) is the source of this 1219-nucleotide messenger RNA. RefSeq lists its product as uncharacterized. The transcript has 9 exons. NCBI's taxonomy places the organism in Eukaryota, Metazoa, Chordata, Amphibia, Anura, Pipidae. Bases 113 to 943 code for a protein of 276 amino acids. The record is from RefSeq and is a predicted model, not a curated record.
AACCAUUGUGUUUAUUUGGGAGGGGGAACAGGAGACGCCCAGUGGCAGAUCCGGGACAGACAAUCACAGGGACGGGACAGAUUUGUACAGAAAGAGGGAGCUGGAUGCCAAAAUGUCUGAUCUUUCCAACGAAAAUUCUGCAGAACAUCCAACUGACUCCCCAGAUAUUCCAGAAUUGGCCAGGGCCAGGCACUUUGAGCACAUUGCCCACAUGAACGUGUUCGACUCCCACUUGUGGCCCCUGAGGAUCCCUGUCAAGCUGUGGCCCCUGGGCCCCCGAUCAACCAAACCAGGAUCUCAUUUGUCUGUGCCUGACGCAGGGCCCGCGAAUAAAGGAGACGACGAAGAUUCUGCGUCAGGAAGAGAAGAUAAUGUGUCUCUGCUAUUGGACCAAGUAAGACGAGAUCUUCAGCAGAUGAAAGGGCAGAGCGAGGAGGAGGAGGAGGAGAACUGGCCAAUCACAUCUCCCAGGAGAGAGACAGCGACAAAAAGUGGCAGAAAGAAUGCGCCGGAGAGGAAAAAGAAAUCGGGGAGGACACAAAACCCGGACAAUAGGGAGGAAGAGGGAUGGGAGAGAGCGAAGGGCACGGUGGAAGAAUUCUUGGACUUCCCAGGAAUCAUCUCAGCCUUGUCUCACAGGAAACGCACGGAGCCAAACGCCAUCUGGACAAAGGCUUCAAUACAAAGUGAUCAAACAGAGAAGCGCGAGCCGGCUUCAAUACCCAACACCAGGCACAAUGCCCUAUUCCUGCGGGACUACCAGGCGACUCCAUAUUGGCAAAUACUAGCCCAGCGCCCGGGGACAGAGACAACGAGUUUUGAACUUGGUCAGAGUCGCACAAGUCCAUCUGGGAAAUCACAACCGCGUUCUCCUAUAAGAAUGGGCUCAGCACAAGAAGAACUGGCCAAUGGGAAGCCUGAAUGCCCAUCCCCCAGCUGCUGAAUCCAAUAUCAGCGCAGCACAUGCCACAAAGUGCCACCGGAUUCACACUCAUUGGGGGUCAUUUACUAAAUGGUUGCAUUUAAAGUGACAGUGUCCAAAAAAGCUCAGUACAGUGAUAUCACAACUUCAUGCUCUACACAUUUACUCUGCAUCAUCAUCAUCUCUCCUAUUCAUAUUCCAGUCUCUUAUUCAAAUCAGUCCAUGGUUGCUAGGGGAAUUUGGACCCUAGUAACCAGACUGCUGAAACUACAGAGCUGCUGAAUAAAAAGCUAAAUA